AUGAGCGAGGACUCUCAGUCCCACUACCGGAUGGAGGCUGGGGAUAGGCUCAAUGGGCUUGGCCAGAGGAGGAAGAGACCCAAAAAGUCGGACAGCAACACCAGCUUCCUGCGAGCGGCGAGGGCGGGGAACAUCGACAAGGUUCUGGAGUACCUGAAGGGUGGAGUGAACAUCAGCACCUGCAAUCAGAAUGGACUCAACGCGUUGCACCUGGCAGCUAAGGAGGGCCAUGUGGAGCUGGUCCAGGAGCUGCUGGAGAGAGGCUCGGCUGUGGACUCGUCCACCAAGAAAGGGAACACAGCCCUCCACAUUGCCUCUCUGGCCGGACAGGCAGACGUAGUGAAGAUGCUGGUGAAGCAGGGAGCAGAAAUUAACUCUCAGUCUCAGAAUGGCUUCACCCCUCUGUACAUGGCUGCUCAGGAGAACCAUAUAGAUGUGGUACGUUACCUUCUGGAGAACGGAGGUAACCAGAGCACCGCCACAGAGGAUGGCUUCACCCCCCUGGCCAUCGCUCUCCAGCAGGGCCACAACCAGGUGGUGUCCGUCCUGCUGGAGAAUGACACCAAGGGCAAGGUGCGGCUGCCCGCCCUGCACAUCGCCGCCCGCAAGGACGACACCAAGUCAGCAGCGCUGCUCCUCCAGAACGACCACAACGCCGACGUCCAGUCCAAGAUGAUGGUCAAUAGGACUACGGAGAGUGGAUUCACGCCACUGCAUAUCGCUGCCCACUAUGGAAACGUGAACGUGUCCACACUACUGCUGAACCGUGGGGCGGCUGUGGACUUCACAGCCAGGAAUGGGAUCACUCCCCUCCACGUGGCCUCCAAGCGUGGUAACACUAACAUGGUCCGCCUCCUACUGGACAGGGGGUCUCAGAUCGACGCUAAGACUAGGGACGGCCUCACACCUCUACACUGUGCAGCCAGGAGUGGACAUGACCCAGCAGUGGAGCUAUUGCUGGAGAGAGGAGCACCUAUGCUGGCUAGGACCAAGAACGGUCUGUCUCCUCUCCACAUGUCGUCUCAGGGUGACCACGUAGAGUGUGUCAAGCACCUGCUGCAGCACAAGGCGCCUGUUGAUGAUGUCACACUGGACUACCUGACGGCACUGCACGUCGCCGCCCACUGCGGUCACUACAGAGUCACCAAGCUGCUGCUGGACAAGAGGGCCAACCCCAACGCUCGAGCGCUGAAUGGUUUCACCCCGCUGCACAUCGCCUGUAAGAAGAACCGAGUGAAGGUGAUGGAGCUGCUGGUCAAGUAUGGAGCAUCUAUCCAGGCCAUGACAGAGUCUGGCCUGACUCCCGUUCACGUAGCAGCAUUCAUGGGUCACCUCAACAUCGUCCUGCUGCUGCUACAGAACGGAGCCUCGCCUGACAUUAGCAACAUUCGUGGGGAGACUGCUCUACACAUGGCAUCCAGGGCAGGACAAGUGGAGGUGGUGCGCUGUCUGCUGAGGAACGGAGCCAUGGUGGACGCUAGAGCCAGGGAGGACCAGACACCCCUCCACAUCGCGUCUCGUCUGGGGAAGACUGAGAUAGUCCAGUUGCUACUGCAGCAUAUGGCCCACCCUGACGCCUCCACUACUAACGGAUACACACCUCUCCACAUCUCAGCGAGGGAGGGACAGCUGGACGUGGCUUCAGUACUGCUGGAGGCAGGCGCCUCACACUCGCUGGCUACUAAGAAAGGAUUCACUCCCCUUCAUGUGGCAUCCAAGUACGGAAGCCUGGAUGUGGUCAAACUUCUCCUGAAAAAAACAGCUCCCCCUGAUUCUGCUGGGAAGAACGGCCUCACACCUCUCCAUGUCGCAGCACAUUAUGAUCACCAGAAGGUGGCGCUCCUGCUUUUGGACAAAGGGGCCUCCCCCCACACCACGGCCAAGAAUGGCUACACCCCACUCCACAUUGCGGCGAAGAAGAACCAGAUGGACAUAGCGGUGGUACUGCUGCAGUACGGAGCGGAGACCAACGUCCUAACCAAACAGGGGGUCACCCCUCUACACCUGGCCUCACAGGAGGGGCACGCUGACAUGGCCGCCCUGCUCAUCGAGAAGGGGACUGAAGUCAACGUCCCCACCAAGAGUGGCCUCACCUCCCUCCAUCUUGCUGCCCAGGAGGACAAGGUGGUUGUCAGUGAGAUACUGGCUACACAUGGAGCCAACCUGGACCAGCAAACUAAGUUGGGCUACACUCCACUGAUUGUAGCGUGUCACUAUGGAAACGCCAAGAUGGUCAACUUCCUCUUACAGAACGGAGCUAGCGUCAACGCCAAGACCAAGAAUGGGUACACUCCCCUCCACCAAGCAGCACAGCAAGGAAACACACACAUCAUCAAUCUACUGCUGCAGAAUGGAGCUAAGCCCAACAACAUCACUGUGAAUGGUAACACAGCUCUGGCCAUCGCCCGGCGACUGGGCUACAUCUCUGUGGUGGACACACUCAAGGUGGUCACCGAGGAGAUCAUUACCUCGACAACCACGGUAACAGAGAAACACAAGAUGAACGUUCCUGAGACCAUGACUGAAGUCCUGGAUGUCUCUGAUGAGGAGGGUGAUGACACUAUGACAGGGGACGGAGGGGAGUAUCUGAGGGCAGAGGACCUGAGGGAGCUGGGGGAUGACUCCCUGCCUGGACAGUACCUGGAUGGGAUGAACUACCUGCGCUUUAGCCUGGAGGGGGGCCGCUCUGACAGUUUGGACAGGUCCUACACUCCCAGUCACCACGGUUACUACUCUCCCAAACAGGACAGCCUGAUGGACGAGAUGUUAACCGGCCAAAACGUGUCGUCUCUUGCCAGGGAAAAUGAGAAGGACUCGUACCGUCUGAGCUGGGGCACAGAAAACCUGGACAAUGUGGCACUGUCUUCCAGCCCCGUCCACUCUGGACGUUCCUCUCCGUGCCAUGAUCAUGGCGACAGCAGCUUCCUGGUUAGCUUCAUGGUUGACGCCAGGGGCGGAGCCAUGCGGGGUUGCCGCCACAACGGCCUGCGCAUCAUCAUCCCACCGCGGAAGUGCAGCGCUCCCACGCGGGUGACCUGCCGGCUGGUAAAGAGGCACCGCCUGGCCACCAUGCCUCCCAUGGUGGAGGGAGAGGGCCUGGCCAGCAGGCUGAUCGAGGUGGGGCCUGUCGGAGCCCAGUUCCUCGGUAAACUACACCUUCCCACUGCCCCGCCCCCUCUUAACGAGGGCGAAAGCCUCGUUAGCCGCAUCCUGCAGCUCGGGCCACCCGGGACAAAAUUCCUCGGGCCUGUUCUGGUGGAGAUCCCUCACUUCGCUGCCCUGAGGGGGAAGGAGAGGGAGCUGGUGAUCUUACGCAGUGAGACAGGAGAGAGCUGGAAGGAGCACCACUGUGAACACACCGGGGAGGAACUUAACCAGAUCCUCAACGGCAUGGACGAGGAACUGGACCCUCCAGAGGAGCUGGAGAAGAAGCGUAUCUGCCGCAUCAUCACCAGGGACUUCCCCCAGUACUUUGCUGUGGUGUCCCGGGUCAAGCAGGACAGUAGCCUGAUCGGUCCAGAGGGGGGCAUCCUGAGCAGCACGGUGAUGCCUCAGGUCCAAGCUGUCUUCCCAGAGGGAGCCCUCACCAAGAGGAUCAGAGUGGGACUACAGGCUCAGCCAAUGAAUGUGGACAUGGUGAGGAAGCUCCUGGGAAACAAGGCGACGUUCAGCCCCAUUGUGACCCUGGAGCCCCGGAGAAGGAAAUUCCAUAAACCCAUAACCAUGACCAUCCCUAUCCCCAAGAGUAACACUGACCCUGUGGUCAAUGGCUUCGGCGGGGACCAGCCCACCCUGCGCCUGCUUUGUAGUAUCACAGGUGGAACGACACCAGCCCAAUGGGAGGACAUUACAGGAACCACGCCCCUAACGUUCAUCAAUGACUGUGUCUCCUUCACGACCAACGUGUCGGCCAGGUUCUGGCUGAUAGACUGUCGGCAGGCGCAGGAGUCGGUCAGUUUCUCCACUUCAGUCUACAGGGAGACCAUCUGCGUUCCCUACAUGGCCAAGUUCGUUAUCUUCGCAAAGACCCACGACCCCAUAGAGGCGCGGCUUCGCUGCUUCUGCAUGACGGAUGACAAGAUGGACAAAACCUUGGAACAGCAGGAGAACUUCACUGAGGUGGCCAGAAGCAGAGACGUAGAGGUCCUAGAGGGUAAACCCAUUUAUGCAGACUGCUUCGGCAACCUGGUCCCUCUCACCAAGAGUGGCCAGCACCACCUCUUCAGCUUCUUUGCUUUCAAAGAGAACAGGCUGGCACUCUUUAUCAAGAUCCGAGACAACACUCAGGAUCCGUGUGGCCGUCUGUCCUUUAUGAAAGAACCCAGGUCUUAUAGAAGUCUGGCCCACAACGCUAUAUGCAACCUGAACAUCACACUACCAUACUACUCAAAGGAAUCUGAUUCCGACCAAGAGGCUGAGGAAGAGGUAACAUUAACCGAGUCAAAGGAUUCCCAGGAUGAAGCCGAGAGGAAAGAGGAACGGUUGGAAAUAACAGCAGACCACCUGGGCUUCAGUUGGACGGAGCUGGCUCGAGAACUGGAGUUCAGUGAGGAGAAGGUCAAUCUAAUAAGGCUUGAGAACCCCAAUUCACUACAGGACCAAAGCCACGCCCUGCUGAAGCUCUGGACUGACAGGGAGGGUAAAAAUGUCACAGAAACAUCACUGAUCAAAAGACUAACCAAAAUCAACAGAAUGGACAUUGUCCACCUCAUCGAAACCAAGAUGGUCAAGUCCACCCAGGAGGACACAUCACACACCUAUGCAGAGAUUGAGAGGACCAUUGCAUUGGAUCACAGUGAAGGUUUCUCUGCCCUCCAUGAGGACGUAGACAGUCCCCGGCCAGGCAGGCGUACAGACAGCACCCCCAGUGGGCCAGGGUCCAGGCAGGGGCCCCUCGUGGUGUCAGAGGAGGACCUCUCCUCCAGCAUGUCGUCACAUCACGAGACUUCAGGGCGGGUGGAGACAGACGAAUCAGUAACAGGCCUCCUGAGACACGUCCAGAAGGAGAAGCUGCAGAAAGAGAUGGAUUCGACACAUUCUGUGGGCGGUACAUCAGAUAUUGGACCGGAGAAGGCUGAGUCACUACAUAUGGGCACUUUCAAACAAGCGGAUGACCUGCCGGACAUCCCUCCCCAGACAGUCACAGAAGAACAGUACAUGGAUGAGCAAGGAAACAUGGUAGUCAAGAAGAUCACACGGAAGGUGAUCCGUAAGUACUUCUCUCCAGACGGUGUGGAGAGAGAGGAGGUGACGGUGCAGGGAUCUCAGCAGGAGAAGGUCAGCGUGGAGGAGGGAGAUGCCUUCUCCAAGGUGGUGAAGAGGACAGUGGUCCGGAGUGAGGGAGAUCAGACUGAGUUGACCUUCUCGGAGCCCCUUGCCCUGGGGGCCACCACGGCCUCGGAGAUCGAGUCAGAGCAGGCGCAGGGUCGAAAGGUCAGCAAGGUGGUCAAGACGACGGUGGUGAGGGGCGAGAGGAUGGAGAAGCAGACGGGUGACCCCUCGCUGGCCGCAGACCUCCCCUCGGCCAAAGAGGACUUUGAGAAGAACCCAGAUGCGUAAGUCUCGUACCCAGAAGAGGACUGUGGCGAUGGAUGCCCAGGGUAAGCAUGUGCACCUGGAGCGGCUGGACGACACCCCAGAGACCCUGCAACCCGAUGCCCU
Molecule: messenger RNA, 5661 nt
Organism: Salvelinus namaycush (lake trout)
Lineage: Eukaryota; Metazoa; Chordata; Actinopteri; Salmoniformes; Salmonidae
Product: ankyrin-2-like
Exons: 46
Coding region: 1-5559 (1852 amino acids)
Biological process (GO): regulation of cardiac muscle contraction; protein localization to T-tubule; signal transduction
Cellular component (GO): T-tubule
Molecular function (GO): protein binding
Source: RefSeq, a predicted model, not a curated record